AAUUCUGGCUUUGAACUUUCAUUGGUUUUGAUAUCAUCCUUUUCUGCAUCAAAUAAAAUACAUAUAUUUGUGUUUUUUUUCAUCAGAAGGAAUAGAUUAGAGUAUAAUAGAGAUGGGGUUUGGUUGCUGUGCUUUUGAAUGUGUGCCCUUAGUAACAGCUGUGAAGGCCGUUGCUUGCUUUUGCUUUAGUAGUCAAGGCUCAAAACAAAGGUGUGGGAUGGCUUGAGCUAGCUUUAGAACAACCAACCGGGGUUUUCUUUCUCUUUCUUUCUAUCCUCUUCUCUCUCUCUCUCUCUCUCUCUCAAAAAUCCGCCUACAUACUCUACUCAAAUUAGCAAGGACUUAAAGGUGAUAUGUAGUCCACGGAACAUCAGAUCUCAAUCAAACUUAUGAGAAGGGUAUUACUUUAAACCGAAGUUCCCAACUGUAGAGAGUUUUUUGGGACAUGAAUAGUGGUUUGUUGUAUAAAGAUGAGAAUUUUGUAGAAGAUUUUCGGUCAAGUUGAGAGAACUAAGAAAAGUCUCUCCUCUACGUACAAGUUGGAAGAACAAUGAAUAAGACUCACUUGGGCUCCAUCAGCAGCUCUGAUCUCAUUGAUGCCAAGCUUGAAGAGCAUCAGAUGUGUGGAUCCAAGCAGUGCCCCGGUUGCGGACACAAGCUCGAAACAAAGCCGGACUGGUUAGGUCUACCAGCUGGAGUGAAAUUUGAUCCAACAGACCAAGAACUGAUAGAGCACCUUGAAGCAAAGGUAGAAGCCAAGGACAUGAAAUCUCACCCUUUGAUAGAUGAAUUCAUCCCUACCAUUGAAGGAGAAGAUGGGAUAUGCUAUACUCAUCCUGAAAAGCUUCCAGGAGUUACAAGAGAUGGUUUGAGCAGGCAUUUCUUCCAUAGACCUUCCAAAGCCUACACUACUGGAACAAGAAAGAGAAGGAAAAUUCAAACCGAAUGCGAUUUGCAAGGCGGAGAAACCCGGUGGCAUAAAACCGGCAAGACCAGGCCGGUGAUGGUGAAUGGCAAACAGAAAGGGUGCAAGAAAAUUCUAGUCCUCUAUACGAAUUUUGGGAAAAACAGAAAACCUGAAAAGACCAACUGGGUCAUGCACCAGUACCACCUGGGGCAGCUUGAGGAAGAGAAAGAGGGUGAGCUUGUGGUCUCAAAGAUAUUCUAUCAGACGCAACCAAGGCAAUGUAAUUGGUCCGACCGCAGUGCAACCACUGGUGAAGGAAACAGUGAGCCUAAUAGCCGUCGAGAUAGUGGUAGCGGGAGCUGUUCUUCCAAGGAAGUAAUUCCCCAGAGAGAUGAACUGUCUGGAGCUGGGGUUGGUGCUGCAAUAUCAAGUUACAGUCCUUUGGAUAUUCAGCAGUUGAAAUCUGAUCAUUUUAGUUUUGCCCCAUUCAGGAAAAGCUUUGAUGAGGUGGGCAUUGGAGAGGCUUCAACGGCAAGGGAGGCCCCAGCAUCUGGAACAUGCGAAGAGCAUGAGAUCCACGACCACCAGAGGCCACACCACGUGACCCAUGACCCCCAACCCCAACCCCAACACCACCACCACCAUCACCACCAUCCACAUCAUCAACUCGCCACUGCUGCCUUCCACAUCACCAGGCCUUCACAUUCCAUCUCCGCCAUCAUCUCUCCCCCACCCCUCCAUCACACCUCCAUUAUUCUUGAUGAAGACUCCUACCAUGUCUCUAGAAUAAUGCUCCAAAAUGAAAAUUUUCAGCAGCAUCACCAGCAGCCGCAGCAGCAACAUCAUAAACUAGGGGGGAGGUCUGCAUCUGGCUUGGAGGAACUCAUAAUGGGCUGCACUUCAACUGAUAUCAAAGAAUUGCAGGAGUCAUCCAUCACAAACCCACAGGAAGCAGACUGGUUGAAGUACUCUCCCUUCUGGCCUGACCCUGACAACCCGGAUCAUCAUGGGUAGAAGCAAAAAAAAAUAAAAAUAAAAAUAAAGGAGAAUAAACAAAAUACUCUCGGAGACAACAUCAUUAUCAUCAUCAUUAGUACUUGAAGUCUUCCUGAAGUUCUUUUCAAGACGAGUCCAAGAACCCCCAACCAUGGUUUGCUUUUAUUGUUUCCCUUUCUUUUUACUUGGGGGCCUGGCUAGAAGGUGUCUGAUGGCUCAACUGAACUAACUGUGCAACAGUCCAUGCUGGAAUGUUGGAAAGAGAGAGAGAGAACAAAAGGAAAAAGAAAGAAAACCAAAGAAAAGAAAAGAAACCAAGAAAGGCUGCUGCUCUACUGACAAUAGAAGGAGAACCAAAGACCCAAAGCAAAUCCCAUCCCACCAUGAAAAUCAUCACCAUUAUCAUUACAGUAUCAUCUUUAUAUAUGCCUAUUCUUAUUAUUUAUUUAUUUGUAGUUGUUUGUAUAAUUUCUUCUUCUUCUUCUUUUUCUUUUUAAAGAAAAUACCAAAGGGGUUGUGCAAAUUUCGACAGGAUCAUUGUUAAUUGUGUUGUGUUUAAACACUUUCCUAGUAGAUUACUAUAUGAAUAUUGGGGUUCAUAUGAUUUCCCUUUACAGAAAAUAAAGAUGUGUUUCGAUAUUA
Messenger RNA from Vitis vinifera (wine grape), 2545 nucleotides. Its product is annotated as NAC domain-containing protein 75. Gene Ontology annotation, cellular component: nucleus. The transcript is spliced from 7 exons. Gene Ontology annotation, molecular function: DNA-binding transcription factor activity; transcription cis-regulatory region binding. The record is from RefSeq and is a predicted model, not a curated record. The coding region runs from base 551 to 1921 and encodes 456 amino acids. Lineage: Eukaryota; Viridiplantae; Streptophyta; Magnoliopsida; Vitales; Vitaceae. Gene Ontology annotation, biological process: regulation of DNA-templated transcription.